GCGGCAGGCGGACCGCAGGGAGAAGAAGAGAUUUUAAGGACAGUUACAAAAGUUAAAGAAGAGGAGAAAUCAUGACACAAAACAGUGAACUCAUCGACCGCCUCUCCUCGCCAUUAAACGUGACAUCCCUCAUCAUGGCGAAUGUGUCACCUAUGAAAUAUUGAUUUUUGUCAUCUAACGUUACACCAACUUGAGGAUAUAAUGCCGGGAAACGGAUGAGAACUAGGCUACUGCAGACGCUUGGAAUCGCAGUCGGGAUUGUUUUCGUGUAUAUAACUAAUAUAUGAGAGGAGGAUUAUAUGACUGCACGAGUGUUUGGGCCGACCCGUUAUAUUUCUCAUCAUAUUUGAGCAUGGGAAUGUCGUCCACCGCUGUGAUCUCAUAGUCCCGUGGGACGUGAUGCAGCCACGCGUAGAUGUCAAGAUGGGUGAUGCCGCAGAGAUCAAGGAGAGCAAGAGGACGUUCAUCGUGCCGACCAUCAAAUCUGUGGAUCACUAUGAUUUCACAAGGGCCAAGAUAUCGUGCAGUUUGACGUGGCUCAUCGCCAAAGCCUUUGGAUCUGACUGUGUACCCGUGGAGUUGGACGAUCCGUUUUACCGGGACCAGUAUGAUCAGGAGCAUGUGAAGCCUCCGGUUGUGUCUCUGCUGCUGUCCGCGGAGUUGUAUUGCCGUGCGGGGAGUCUGAUCCUCAGGAGCGACGCGGCUAAACCUCUGCUGGGUCACAACGCCAUCAUCCAGGCCCUCGCUCAGAAAGGCCUCUACGUCACUGACCAGGAGAGACUCGUGACUGAGAGAGACCUCUGCAAGACCCCCAUACAGAUGAGUUCUCAUCUUGCGGUGAUAGACACUUUAAUGAUGGCGUACACAGUGGAAAUGGUGAGCGUGGAGAGAGUGCUGACAUGCAUACAGAAGUUUACUCCUUUCCUUCCUGAGGAGGACUUCCCUUAUGAUGCUGAAGAGGCAAUAACCACUUGGAUAAAUAAGGUAAAUGAACAACUAAGAGACGUUUUGGCCCAAGAACAAAGAUUUAAAGAUAUAGCAGAGCCCCGCACAGUUCAAAAGGGACAGUACAAGAGAGACUACUCUAAAACACUUCCUGCUCUUUGUCUUCCCCUGGUGGACAAUCUCCUGAAGGACAACAAAGACGGCUGUGCACUGGCUGCACUGCUGCACUUCUACUGUCCUGAAGCUGUGCUACUGGAAGAUAUCUGUAUCAAAGAAACAAUGUCAUUGGCUGACAGUCUGUACAAUCUCCAGCUGAUCCAGGAGUUCUGCAGGGAAAACCUCAGCAACUGCUGUCACUUCACCCUGGAGGAUAUGCUGUACGCCUCCAGCACCAUCAAGAGUAACUACCUUGUGUUUAUGGCAGAGCUAUUCUGGUGGUGUGAAGUUGUGAAACCAUCUUUUGUUCAGCCCCGCACAGUCAAUACCAAAGCUUUUGAUCCAUCCCAGUUCAAUAAUCUGGCUCCCAUACCCAAACAAAACCUGAUCCACAGACCAGGCAGUCCAGAGCAGUCUAGGUCACAACCUGAAAAUGACAAUUCAGCAGUUAUCAGGCAGUCAUCAUCCAUGUCCUUUGUGGACGGAUGUGUGGGGACAUGGCCAAAAGAGAAACGGUCUUCAGCUCAUGGGAUAUCAUUUGAGAUUCCACUUGAUGACAGCUCAAGUUCAUCUUCAAGACGUGGACUGAGUCGAUCAGCAAGCACAGAAGGUUUGUGUUUUAAAGUCCACCAUGCAGCUCGAGGAAUGCGGAGGAACCUUUCGUUCCAGCCCGUCAACGGGAACGCCAACAGCAAAAUACACGAGGAGGAUGAUGAGAAAUCCAGCAGACGUCGUCUGGGAAACUACACUGGGUACUCAAAUGGUAUGUCAGCAGAUAACCUCAGCCCUUCGUAUGACCCUCAGCCCAACACUCCUAGUAUAGAAGAAGCUCUGAAGAUCAUCCAUGACUCUGAACAACCCCACAGCAGCUUGCAGCCCCCAUCUGGAGACAGCGCCUUUUUCCUGCACAACCCUUCUUCCCACAACUCCGGCACUGACUCAAACGAUUCCGAGGACUCUCUUUCCAAGGUCAGAGCAGACGAUGCGGACCUAAAUUCCACCUCUACUGACAUGGACACUGGAAUCCAUGUCCGUACUGAGGACAUCCAGGAUGGGCAGGAUGAGGAUUCGUCCCUGAAGGACUACUCGGACAUGGACCAGGACCAUGAAGCUCGUUCCUGCCCACUUCCGGAGACUGUUGCCAGUCCGUGCCCAAGCCUUUUGGGAAUGCAUUCCCUGGCCACCAGCGUGGCCUCCUCGCUGGGUUCUGCAGUUCGCAUGACCAGCUUCGCCGAACAGAAAUUUCGUAAACUGAACCACGGCGAUGGCCGUAGCAGUGGUAGUGGCGGCAACACUCCUGAGAGUGGCGAGCUGAACGUCUCAUCCCCAGGAGCGACAGGAACGGUUCGCUCGAUUACUCCUGACGCACGCAGCCCUGCUCGCAUCACCUCCCCUCGCGACCCCUCGCAACUGCUGGCGUCAGAGAUGGUGCAGUUGAAGAUGAAGCUGGAAGAGAAACGCAGAGCCAUUGAGGCGCAGAAGAAGAAAGUCGAAGCGGCUUUCACGCGUCACAGGCAGCGCAUGGGCAGGACGGCCUUUCUCAACGUGGUCAGGCGUAAAGGAGUCGUGUCGCCAAUAGGGGGUGACGGCAAAGUACCAGAUGGUCAGGAAAAAGAGAUCAGUGACUCUCAACCUCUGAAGACACCCUUGAAUUCGAAUGACUCCAAUUCCAGACUUGAGAGAUGUCUACCAGACGGUGCACCGCCAAAAUCACCCCUGGAGGAAGCAGCCGUCGAGGUGGACUUGGCAGAGUACAAUCGAUCCAUCGAGCGCCUGAACACGUCUUUGAGCUUCCUACAGUCGGAGAUGCAGCGUUUGGCGCAGCAGCAGGAACGCAUCAUGCAGAUGCGCGAUCACCAGAGUUGGGUGAUUCCGCCGCCGGACCCGGCGCCACGCAAACAGCUGCGUGAGUUGCGCAGCAGCAGUGUAGUGGGCCGAGGUUCGGUUGGGUCGCUCUCCCCCAUUUUGUCAUCCACUGGCUCGCCACGCACAUCACACCGUUCGCCCUCUAUGAUCAAAAGGAAGUCCGCGUCUUUCCAUGCAAGGACGCCACGAACGCCAAGGCCCAACGACCUGAAGGUCACACCUUUCAGCCGCGUACUCAACACGCAGCAGUCGGUGGACAGCUUGCCUCGACUUAGACGUUUCUUGCCCAGCCAGAUGCAGACCAGCUCAUUUGCAUACUUGGGACAUGAUGAGGAACCUCCAAGUGAGGACGCACAAAAAUCAGCUGCAAAUCCACCGUCUGCUCAGGUGAACGCUAAUCAGGCAGAAGCAAAACAUGAUAGAAACAUGAAUGCGCCAACAUCUGAGGUUGUGUCUCAUCAGACGAUGGACCGUUCGACAGAAACCGCAAGUGGGAACACAAAUGAAGAACAGUCGCAAGAGAAGAAGGAUCUGAUUGAGGUUCCUCUCUCUAUUCUAAAGCCUCUAGAUGGGCAUGACCUGGAGAGCAACAGAGAAACAGAGACUGGACCAGACCAGAAGAUGUGCUGUGGCUUCUUCUACAAGGACGACCUGAAGGGAGAGGAGGAUGUUGCACAGAAGAAAGCAGCUCUGAUGGAGAAAAGGCUGCGGAGAGAGAAAGAGAUGCAGAUGAAGAAACAGCAACAGGAGGCCGAGAUAGAACAGAAAAAAGAAGCAGCACGAUUGAAAGCGGAAGAGGAUCUUGUGAAGAAGGAAGAAGAGAAGGCACGACGAGAGUUUAUAAGAAAUGAAUAUAUGAGGAAGAAGCAGCUGAAAUUGAUGGAUGACAUGGACAGUGUUGUUAAGCCCCGCCCCCCUGGUGUCAAGCAAAAGAAGCCACGCCCCAAAUCUAUGCACAGAGACAUCAUGGAGUCUCCGAAACCUCCAGCACGGGCAGCCACAGGGUCACGGCCUCGUGGAUAUUCCGUGUCCAGCUUAUCACUCGCCUCCCUUAACUUGGCAGACAAUGAGAGCGUCCAAUCAGAUAAGAGGACAUCUAGAGGAAGCAGACUGUCUCCUGGCAAUCUGUGUUUCUUUCUGAGCUCCCCUAAAGGGAGAAAGGGAAGGCCGGAGUCUGCUGAGGGUUUUUUGUCACCGUGUCCGUCAGUAAGUGGAAACGGGGAGAACUGGGAACUCGAAUCAACAGCAUCUGCAGCAUCUAACACAGAAUACACAGGGCCAAAGUUGUACAAGGAGCCCAGUGCUAAAUCAAAUAAAUACAUCAUCCAGAACGCACUGGCUCACUGCUGCCUUGCGGGCCGCGUCAACGAGGGACAGAAGAACAAAAUCCUGGAGGAAAUGGAGAAAACAGAAGCCAACAACUUUCUAAUUCUGUUCCGAGACUCUGGCUGCCAGUUUCGCUCUCUGUACUCAUAUUAUCCAGAAGCGGAGGAGAUCAACAAGCUAGCUGGUAUCGGGCCCAAGACCAUCACGCCCAAGAUGAUCGAGAACCUUUACAAAUACAGCUCAGAUAAGAAACAGUUCAGCAAAAUCCCCGCCAAGACCAUGUCAGCAAGCGUGGAUGCCAUCACCAUCUACAGCCACCUCUGGCAGAACAAGAAACAUAUCACACCCAAAAAACUCCUCAAAUAAGUUCACAGCUCACUUAGUGUUCCUGCCCAUCGGACAUUACAAUGCACAUCUUGAAUGUAACGAAAACACUUUUGCAGGCUUUGUUGGAUGCUCAUUUGUGGCGAACUUGAGACUCUCUGUUCCACAGUCUUUGCAGCACUGACGGAUGCGCUUUUACCCGUUUUUUUAUUUCAAACAUGUUCAAUUUUGUGGCCUUAUGCUUGUCUUGUCGUGUCUUUUAUGCAAUGCUUAACGCACAGUGACUGAGUUUAUGAGCAAGUCAUUUUGUCGUACACAACCUGCUUCUUUUGUGCUUGUGGAAAUGCAGGUGUAAAAGAAUUUUAGGGACAUACUACACUUGAAGCCUAACUUUUCUGAAGGUCAUGCAGUUGAGGAAGCAUUUCAUUUACUGGAACCCUUUUUUGGUUUAUUUAAUGUCUGUUUUUAUAUUUUGGGUAGGAUCCGUAAUCCUUGUUGCACAUCUGCUACUCCAGAAGAACUUGUGUAAUAUUAGCUACAGUAAGAGUGGUUGCUCAAGACUCUUUCUACAAAAUGAACACAUUUGUGUUGCUCUGUAUCUGUCAUGUAAAAGUAAUGAUGGGACCUUUAACUGAUGAAGUUGAGGACCAAAACUAAACAUUAGAGCUUUAGAAUUAUACGUCCCUAGACAUGUUGCAAUUACUUGUGUCACGGCCCAGAAUAUCUGUGUGCCAUGUAUGUUUGAAACAUACAUUUUAAAGAGACAGAUCUGCUAACUGACUGAGUAGUGUAAAAAUCCAUAUAAAUAAUACAGAGGACAAACUGAGAUAUUGAAUAUCAUAUAAUGAAGCUUUCAAAGAAAUGGUGAGUAUUAUUGCUAAAUGAUGUUGUUACUCAUUUUUAAUUAUGAAGUGCAUUUUAAAAGAGCUGGGAUGUUUGGUCAGCAAGACAUUUUGUCUUCUGGUGCAAAAGAAUCGAAAGAUAUUUGUUAUUUUUACUAAGUGAAGUAAAUCAUCGUUUGAAUUUAUUGAUGCUGUACAGAUAUAGUUUUACACACUAAGCAUAUUUUUUAAGCCAUUGAAUAUUACUGAUAUUUUUCAUAUGAAAAAAGAUGAUGUUUAACAGGUGCAAGUAUGGAUCAGUGAUAAAAGCUGUUCUGAGAGAUGAUCAUUUCCACACGCUGUCUAAUCUUUUUUUCAGGUCAUGUCCGCUGUGUUUGUGCAUUAUGCGCUUUGUCUGUUUGUAUUUGAAUGUUAACCUUAACAUAAAUACAGAUUUACAUCCAAAA
Messenger RNA from Pimephales promelas (fathead minnow), 5905 nucleotides. RefSeq names its product calmodulin regulated spectrin associated protein family member 2b (gene camsap2b). The record is from RefSeq and is a predicted model, not a curated record. Lineage: Eukaryota; Metazoa; Chordata; Actinopteri; Cypriniformes; Leuciscidae. Gene Ontology annotation, biological process: cytoplasmic microtubule organization; negative regulation of microtubule depolymerization; neuron projection development. Gene Ontology annotation, molecular function: microtubule minus-end binding; calmodulin binding; spectrin binding. Gene Ontology annotation, cellular component: microtubule minus-end.